UAGUCGGCACAGGCCUGUCUCUCUUUGGCUUUUGAGGAGCCAUAUUUAGAGAGUUGUAGUGCGAUAAUAUCGCUGGCGGUCAAUGUCCCUCAAGGUAAAGAUAAUUUUUGGCGGCGAUAAGCAUUUUCCGGAGGUUUUCACAAAUCGCGGGGAUAUAAUUCGCCGAGUAUCUCAGCCUCGCAAGAUUCUGACAAGGCUCUCUCACCCCACGUACGAGGAGCCCACUCACCACUCCAGACACAAUAUUUCUCAACCAUGGGGAAAUCUUCUAAAGACAAACGCGACGCCUAUUACCGGCUAGCAAAAGAGCAAGGCUGGAGAGCAAGGAGUGCAUUUAAGCUGCUCCAGCUGGACGAAGAAUUCGACCUAUUCCAAGAUGUCACCCGAGUUGUCGACUUGUGCGCCGCUCCUGGAAGUUGGAGUCAAGUAUUGUCUCGAGUAUUAAUUAAAGGAGAGAAGUUUGGGCGGUCAGCAUGGGAGGACAAACAAGAAACGGCUCGCCAGACAUCUCUACAACAAUCAAAAUCCGAGUCGAUUCCGCUCGAUUCAAGUACGGACUCAGCGAAGGCAGUGGUACAAGAGCCAACAGAGCCAACAAAAGCAGAUUCGGCCCCGCAGCCGCCUAAAGAUAUCAAAAUUGUCGCAAUCGACCUCCAACCCAUGGCCGCCCUCCAAGGCAUUAUUACCUUACGUGCCGACAUCACUCACCCCGCCACGGUCCCGCUCUUACUCGAAAAUCUUGGAUCUGCUAAGGCCGAUCUUGUACUGAGCGAUGGAGCGCCGGAUGUUACAGGUCUCCACGAUCUUGACAUAUACGUCCAAUCGCAACUCCUUUUUGCAGCAUUGAAUCUUGCUCUGUGUGUUCUUCGCCCGGGAGGUAAAUUCGUGGCCAAGAUUUUUAGAGGACGGGAUGUUGAUUUGCUGUAUGCACAACUAAAACUAUUCUUUGAGACAGUCGUUGUUGCAAAGCCAAGGUCAAGCAGAGCAAGUAGUGUUGAGGCCUUUGUUGUGUGUUUGAACUUUCAACCUCCAGAAGGGUAUCAUGCGAGUUUGUCGGAACCUCUGAAUGUUGAACAGCUCGAAACAAUGGUUAACGCAAAGAGUAGCACAAAGGAAACUCUUAUAAAUUCCAGCAGUUCCACUGAAACACGGGCGGAUGGUGUCGUCGAAGUUGAAACCAACAGCGACCCUGAUCGGUGGAUAGCACCCUUCCUGGCAUGUGGAGAUCUAUCAUCCUUCGACGCUGAUGCAACAUAUCAUCUGCCAAAAGAUCGAGUAACGCUCGACCCAGUUCAGCCACCGACAGCACCACCUUAUAAACGAGCGUUGGAGAGGAGAAAGGAAGCUGGUGGAGCGUAUGGGAAAACUACUUGAAAGAUCUAAUACAAAACAACAUUCAAACCGGCAUCGCAGAGCCCCUUCCCUGCUUGUUUAAGAUUGCAAAACCAUUCUCGCCCUGCUUGAAUUGAGACAUUCCCAUCUUUGCAUAAAACGCCUCUCCCUCUUUCAGGUUUGCCAUCAGCAUCACUCGUCUCAGAUGCGGCCAAGAAGCGAACUCCUCGUUGACACAUUCCACCAGCCACGAUCCUAGACCCUUCCCCUGAUGUUCCUCAAGAACAUAUACAUCUGUCAGGUAUGCAAAUGUGACCUCGUCUGUAAUUACACGAGCAAAACCAAUCUGAGGAGGAUCGCUGCGACCUGACGAACAAUCAGCUAGUGUUACAUUACUCAGUCUAAAGAACUUACCAGCAAGUUCUGAGGAUGAUUCUGGUAGUGCAUAAACUCCAAAACAAAGAGACUUGCUUAACAUCUUCUUCAAAUAUUCAGGCUCCAUGCCCCUGGCCCAAUAUAUAGCAUCAGAUUCGAACGCUGCAUUGACAGCCUCAGGUUGGAUAAGCUCCGGCGAAGUGGAAAUCAUAUAGUUCUCC
This is a messenger RNA of Pseudogymnoascus verrucosus, 1928 nucleotides long. RefSeq lists its product as uncharacterized. The record is from RefSeq and is a predicted model, not a curated record. Gene Ontology annotation, biological process: cytoplasmic translation; tRNA methylation. Gene Ontology annotation, cellular component: cytoplasm. Bases 256 to 1374 code for a protein of 372 amino acids. The transcript is spliced from 2 exons. Gene Ontology annotation, molecular function: tRNA methyltransferase activity. NCBI's taxonomy places the organism in Eukaryota, Fungi, Ascomycota, Leotiomycetes, Thelebolales, Thelebolaceae.